Juglans regia (Persian walnut) is the source of this 587-nucleotide messenger RNA. RefSeq lists its product as uncharacterized. Bases 81 to 524 code for a protein of 147 amino acids. NCBI's taxonomy places the organism in Eukaryota, Viridiplantae, Streptophyta, Magnoliopsida, Fagales, Juglandaceae. The transcript has 2 exons. The record is from RefSeq and is a predicted model, not a curated record.
UCGAAACUCUGAUAUGCCACCUCUCUCUUCUCUCUCUCUCAACACUAAUUAGCUAGUAUAGCUAGAUUUAAAAGAAAGAGAUGGGAAACUGUUGUAGAAGUGAACACAGGUCGAUGGUAUGGGCUGGUGAUGACUUGGGAUCUCUCAUGUCGAAGAAGGAAGAAGAAGCUGAAAACACAUGCAACAUGAAAAAACAGAUCAGACUACUUGAUGAUCAAAAUGGAGCCUUUGGGCCGCCGUCUCCAGCUUCUUCUACCAGCUGCAUUACUACUAGUAGUAUUACUUCUCAUGUAAUUACCUGCAGGGAAGUGAAGAUCACGAUUACAAAGAAGGAGCUGGAGGAAUUGUUAGGAAGAGUGGACGUGCAAGGGUUGUCUGCUAAACAGAUCCUCGCGAGCUGGUGGGCACACGCUGCUGACCGGAGAUUUAAUAGCGUGCUGAAAGAGCAUCACCGGCCGUGGAGGCCGACGCUGCAGAGUAUUCCAGAGUCACCAUGCGAAUUAAAUCCCAAUUCGAUGCACUGAGACACUGACAUCUAUAAUUACUCAGCACAACUAACUGGCAACUGGCCGCGUAGACCACUUUAA